AGGAUGGAUGCUCACGUGAACCCUCUGAUGCCAGCCCAAGUCACCAGGGUGACUGCUCUCUCUGCUCCAGCUGUGACUUUCAUGGCAGCCAGUUUGAUGGAUCAGACAUUAGCAGAUAACGGCAGGGAAUCGAGUAGAGCCUCCUGCCCACCGGCCUUGAUUUUGCACACUGACAGAAAACGCAAGCUGCUGGAGGAUGGGGACGACAAGGAUCAUGCUUUAAAACUGCUGAGCGAGGAUGGCAGCACAGCAAACGGCAACAAGCCCGUGGCAUCCACGCCCGUGCCGGGAUCGCCGUGGUGCGUAGUCUGGACUGGAGAUGACAGAGUCUUCUUCUUCAACCCUACAAUGCAGCUGUCCGUGUGGGAGAAACCAAUGGACCUAAAGGACCGUGGUGACAUCAACAGGAUCAUUGAAGACCCACCUCAUAAGCGCAAACUGGAAACCUCAGCAACAGAUAGAAGCAUUAGUUCAUGCCCAGGGGAUGAAAAUGAUGAUCUCAGCAUCAAAACUAAGAGAAAUAAAACAGAAGAUUCGCCGCUGGGCGAGCCGGGCAGGCGUGCCGCGGAGGAGAAGAGCAGGAAGGCUCCCGCCCGUGAGGAGCUGCUCCCGCGGGAAGAGCGCGUCACGCAUUUCCGGGACAUGCUUCUGGAGAGAGGGGUUUCAGCAUUUUCUACAUGGGAAAAAGAGUUGCACAAAAUCGUAUUUGAUCCACGCUACCUUCUACUAAAUUCUGAAGAACGUAAGCAGAUAUUUGAACAGUUUGUCAAGGCCAGGAUAAGAGAAGAGUACAAAGAGAAAAAAAAUAAACUAUUGCUAGCCAAAGAAGAAUUUAAAAAGCUUCUUGAGGAAUCCAAGCUAACGCCAAGAACAACAUUUAAAGAGUUUGCAGAGAAAUAUGGAAGAGAUCAGCGGUUUCGACUUGUCCAAAAGAAGAAGGACCAAGAGCAUUUUUUCAAUCAGUUCAUGCUUAUUCUUAAAAAGAGGGACAAAGAAAACAGGAUAAGGCUACGGAAAAUGAGAUAAGAAUUGCUGAAAUUGGCAAUAAAUACACAAGCUAGCGCUGUGACUGCAGUGGAAAUUAAACUAAAGAAAAGAGCGUUUGGGGUUAGAGUUGCCACGGCUCAAAGGAGAAGCGGAUAUCCCUGAGGAAAGCUCUCAGUGAACAUCGGAGCUGGAGCUUGGGUUUGGGAAGCCACGUUGUUCUGCAGGAAUCUGAAGGAUAUUUUGUUCUCAAAGAAUUAAUGUUUCAUAUUGAAGCUCUCUUUUUGUACAACAUUCAGAGUUUGAUGCAUUUCUAAUUGCCAUGAUAUGUCAAUCCCUUAAUUGUUUUAAUUAUGCAAAUUACUUGUAAUAUACACAAAUUAUAAAUCCAGUGCAGAUUUGUAAUUAAGCAGAGACAGAUGCCGUCCAUAACAAUCUCAAGAUAUUUCCAUCAUUUAGGGGAAUUAUCUGAAGCAAUCUUAUGGCAACUUUAUGCGUUAACAUGAAUUGUUUAGGAGUGCUGUGGUAUGCGGGGUUCAUUCCUCAGUGUUCACAUGUCCGUGUCCAGUUUUUGGAGUAAUAGUAAUAAGAUAGUAACUGUUAAUCAUAGUGAAGAGUGUGGAAACUUUGGCAUAUGUUCCAUAGCAAACCCAUAAAUUUCAGAAAUAGCUUUCUAAUUACUGUGAAUGGUGCUUCCAGGCACACAGAUAAUAGCAACACGUCUCCGUAAGAGUUACUAUAAAAAAAGUUAUUUUGUAAAGCCAUCAUAGUGCGAUCUGAAUUAUGUUCUUGUAUGUGAAGAGUCUGCAUGAGAUUUUUUUCUUAGCAUCUUUGUACAGAUAAAUAUUUAAC
This is a messenger RNA of Nothoprocta perdicaria, 1836 nucleotides long. RefSeq names its product transcription elongation regulator 1 like (gene TCERG1L). Lineage: Eukaryota; Metazoa; Chordata; Aves; Tinamiformes; Tinamidae. The transcript is spliced from 9 exons. Gene Ontology annotation, cellular component: nucleus. The record is from RefSeq and is a predicted model, not a curated record. Bases 4 to 1026 code for a protein of 340 amino acids. Gene Ontology annotation, molecular function: RNA polymerase binding; transcription coregulator activity.